Penicilliopsis zonata CBS 506.65 is the source of this 489-nucleotide messenger RNA. RefSeq lists its product as hypothetical. The record is from RefSeq and is a predicted model, not a curated record. The coding region runs from base 217 to 483 and encodes 88 amino acids. The transcript has a single exon. NCBI's taxonomy places the organism in Eukaryota, Fungi, Ascomycota, Eurotiomycetes, Eurotiales, Aspergillaceae.
CGUCUGAUGUCGAUGAAUGCGACUGAGAGUGUCCUGUGUCUGGGUCCUUGGCGAGCGAUUUGAUGAUGUUUGGCCCGGGGCGGGAAACAGGGCCAAAGGCGACAAAGAGGAGACGUGGGAAAAAGGGGGGGGGCCAGCGCAACGGCGACCGGGUUGGGAGGGCCCCAAGCGGAAAGGGCGCGUGGCAAAGGCGCGUUGGAGAGGCUAUUCGAUGAAAUGGUGAUGGGGGUGGGUGUUCUUUCGCGACUCUCCGUUGCUGGUCGGGGACUCUGGCUGUGCUCAGCCUGUGCCUGUAACGAGAGGAGGCAGGCGGUUGAAAGAAGAUUUCGCGCUACGCACGUGACUUGCCAUGCUGACAAAGCCGGUACUGUCCGCAUUUGGUUUGGCGCCAGUCAGAGGAGGGACACCAGAGGACAGACAGGGCGAGGGCUGCAGCUGGGCGGCUCGAGACAAAGAACGGGCUUGUCGGGAGGGGCCAGCUGAAUAUCA